This is a messenger RNA of Conger conger (European conger), 1374 nucleotides long. RefSeq names its product hepatocyte nuclear factor 6-like. The coding region runs from base 1 to 1374 and encodes 457 amino acids. The transcript has 2 exons. Gene Ontology annotation, biological process: regulation of transcription by RNA polymerase II. Gene Ontology annotation, molecular function: RNA polymerase II cis-regulatory region sequence-specific DNA binding; DNA-binding transcription factor activity, RNA polymerase II-specific. Gene Ontology annotation, cellular component: nucleus. The record is from RefSeq and is a predicted model, not a curated record. NCBI's taxonomy places the organism in Eukaryota, Metazoa, Chordata, Actinopteri, Anguilliformes, Congridae.
AUGAAUGCUCAGCUGUCGAUGGAAUGUAUUGGCGAUCUGCACGGAGUGAGCCAUGAACAGGUGCCCGCCACGGCUGACCUGAUGAGCAGCAACAGUCCUCAUCACAGGAGCCCGGUGACCCAUCGCAGCAACCACUUGUCAGUCCACCCGCGCUCAAUGGGCAUGACCUCAAUCCUAGACAGCGGCGACUAUCAUCCCCACCGACCCACGGAUCACGGUCUGGCCGGUCACCUGCACCCGGCUAUGACCAUGGCUUGCGAGGUUCCUCCCGGAAUGAACAUGAGCAGCACUUACACCACGCUGACUCCCUUGCAGCCGCUACCUCCCAUCUCGACCGUCUCGGACAAGUUUCCCCAUCACCACCACCACCAUCACCACCAUCACCACCCCCAUCAGCGGAUCCCAGGGAACGUGAGUGGCAGCUUCACUCUGAUGAGGGACGACAGAGGUCUGGCUCCGAUGAACAAUCUCUAUGCCCCGUACCACAAGGAUGUUGCCGGCAUGGGACAAAGCCUGUCCCCCUUAUCAGGAUCCGGUUUGGGCGGUAUACACAACUCCCAACAGGGGCUGCCGCCUUAUGCACACCCGGGUGCCACCAUGCCCACGGAGAAAAUGUUAACGCCUAACGGAUUUGAAGCUCACCAUCCUGCCAUGCUAGCCAGGCAUGGGGACCAGCAUAUGACUGCAUCCUCGGGGGGCAUGGUGCAGAUUAAUGGUAUACACCACCACCCGCACCACCUGAGCGGGCAAACCCACGGCCAGGUCCUGGGCGCAACCCGGGAGCAAAUGUCUUCAUUGCCCGGAUCGCAGGUCAGCAACGGAGGCAGUGCAGGGCAAAUGGAAGAAGUCAAUACCAAAGAAGUAGCACAGAGGAUCGCCACUGAGCUAAAACGGUACAGCAUCCCCCAGGCCAUCUUUGCCCAGAGGGUCCUGUGCCGAUCGCAGGGCACCCUCUCCGACCUCCUAAGGAACCCAAAGCCGUGGAGCAAGCUAAAGUCCGGUCGCGAGACUUUCAGGAGAAUGUGGAAAUGGCUGCAGGAGCCUGAAUUCCAAAGAAUGUCCGCUCUCAGGCUCGCAGCGUGUAAGAGGAAGGAACUGGAGCAGGGGAAGGGAGAGAGAGGGAGCCUCUCCAAGAAGCCCAGGCUGGUCUUCACUGACGUCCAGCGCCGGACAUUACAUGCAAUAUUCAAAGAGAACAAGCGUCCGUCCAAAGAAUUACAGAUCACCAUCUCACACCAGCUGGGUCUGGAGCUCACGACCGUCAGCAACUUCUUCAUGAAUGCCCGGCGGAGGAGCCUGGAUAAGUGGCUGGACGAAGGGGGCCUGAUCUCGGGCAACUCCUCUUCCUCAUCAAGCACUUGUACCAAAGCAUGA